AUGAAUAAAGUCCAAUUUUUCACGGGUUUAAAAAUUUCUGUACGAAAAAGAAGAAAUGCAUCCGAUUCUUCUAAAAUCCUUAAACCUUCCGAAACUGACGAAAACUACGAUAUUGUUGUUGACGGUGUUUCUUAUUACUUCAUUAUUGUUAUAAUUUUUGCUAUCGCUUGGUGUAUUCUAUGGUUAUUCAAACUUUAUCUCAUUGCUGCAAUUAUACAUUUAUUCUUAUUUGUUGCUAUAGCAUAUAUAUGUCUUACUAUCGACUUAUAUUAUGAAUCUAAAGGUUUUUUUGAUAAUCUUUUAAUUCGUAAACCAUUCUCUAUGUGGGCUGGUUUCGCUUUAUACACAACAAUUUUAAGUUUUUGGAUUGCAAUCCCCGCUCUCGAUACUGUUUUUCUAUCUGUUAUUGCUUUAAUUAUUUUAAUAAUUGUUGGUUUAUUUGUAGUAGAUUAUUAUCCAUUCAAAGAUUCUAGUUUUUCUAUUGCCAUUCUUUGGGUAUUAAUUGGUAUUUCUUGUUAUCAAGUUAAAGUAAUCCCUGUUUUUACUGUUACUGUAUUAGGCAGCGGUUUGAUUACUGGUGGUAUUUUAAAAUCCAUUUUUGAUUGGUACGAUGAACAGCAAAAUAGCUUAGCUAUGCUUAAUUAA
Cetraspora pellucida is the source of this 645-nucleotide messenger RNA. The record is from the annotation of a GenBank genome assembly. Lineage: Eukaryota; Fungi; Glomeromycota; Glomeromycetes; Diversisporales; Gigasporaceae.